GGAGAACCCCGGGCGCAGCAUCCGGCCAGCCGGGGGGCACUGCCUGCCCGGGCGCUGGAUCCACACCCAAGUCCUCUGAUCACCCUGGAGACCCAGGAUGGCUACUUCUCCCACCGACCGAAAGAGAAAGUGCGAACAGAUAGCAACAACGAGAACUCGGUCCCCAAAGACUUUGAGAACGUUGACAACAGCAACUUCGCACCCAGGACUCAGAAGCAGAAACACCAGCCUGAGCUGGCGAAGAAACCCCCGCACAGACAGAAGGAGCUUUUGAAGAGGAAGCUGGAACAGCAGGAGAAGGGCAAAGGACACAGCUUCCUGGGGAAAGGCGCCAACCAGGUGCUGCCUCCCGGCGAGAGAGCCGAAGCCAACAGCAGCCGCUGGAAAGAGGCCCCGAGACAGCCCCACGCCAGGAAAAGUGGGGGCAGCUCCCCAGAGACCAAGUACGACCAGCCUCCCAAGUGCGAGAUCUCAGGCAAGGAGGCCAUCUCUGCCCUGUCCCGCUCCAAGUCCAAGCACUGCCGCCAGGAGAUUGGGGAGACCUACUGCCGCCACAAACUCGGGCUGCUGAUGCCAGAGAAGGUGACCCGGUUCUGCCCACUGGAGGGCAAAGCCAACAAGAACGUUCAGUGGGACGAAGACUCAGUGGAGUUCAUGCCAGCCAACCCUGUCAGAAUUGCCUUCGUCCUGGUGGUCCACGGCCGCGCCUCUCGGCAGCUGCAGCGCAUGUUCAAGGCCGUCUACCACAAAGACCACUUCUACUACAUCCAUGUAGACAAGCGCUCUAAUUACCUGCAUCGGCAAGUGCUCCAGUUCGCCAGGCAAUACAGCAACGUCCGUGUCACACCCUGGAGGAUGGCCACCAUCUGGGGCGGAGCCAGCCUCCUGUCCACCUACCUGCAGAGCAUGCGGGACCUCCUGGAGAUGACUGACUGGCCCUGGGACUUCUUCAUCAACCUGAGUGCAGCCGACUAUCCCAUCAGGACGAAUGACCAGCUGGUGGCAUUUCUCUCACGGUACCGAGAUAUGAAUUUCUUGAAGUCACAUGGCCGGGACAAUGCCAGGUUCAUCCGGAAACAAGGCCUGGACCGGCUCUUCCUGGAGUGUGAUGCACACAUGUGGCGCCUGGGAGACCGACGAAUCCCAGAGGGCAUUGCAGUAGAUGGCGGCUCGGAUUGGUUCCUGUUGAACCGGAAGUUUGUGGAGUACGUGACAUUCUCCACAGAUGACCUGGUGACCAAGAUGAAACAGUUCUACUCCUACACCCUGCUUCCUGCUGAGUCCUUCUUCCACACGGUCCUGGAGAACAGCCCCCACUGCCACACCAUGGUGGACAACAACCUGCGGAUCACCAACUGGAACCGCAAGCUGGGCUGCAAGUGCCAGUACAAGCACAUCGUGGACUGGUGCGGCUGCUCCCCCAACGACUUCAAGCCGCAGGACUUCCAUCGCUUCCAGCAGACAGCCCGGCCCACCUUCUUCGCCCGCAAGUUUGAAGCUGUGGUGAAUCAGGAGAUCAUUGGGCAGCUGGAUUAUUACCUGUACGGGAACUACCCAGCAGGCACCCCCGGCCUCCGCUCCUACUGGGAGAACGUCUAUGAUGAGCCUGAUGGCAUCCACAGCCUGAGCGAUGUCACACUCACCCUGUACCACUCCUUCUCCCGUCUGGGCCUCCGCCGGGCCGAGACAUCGCUGCACACCGACGGGGAGAACAGCUGCAGGUACUACCCAAUGGGCCACCCAGCCUCUGUCCACCUCUAUUUCCUUGCUGACCGCUUCCAGGGCUUUCUGAUCAAACAUCAUGCCACCAAUCUGGCCGUGAGCAAACUCGAGACCCUGGAGACAUGGGUGAUGCCAAAGAAAGUCUUCAAGAUCGCAAGCCCACCCAGCGACUUUGGGAGGCUUCAGUUUUCCGAGGUCGGCACUGACUGGGAUGCCAAGGAACGGCUCUUCCGCAACUUUGGGGGCCUCCUGGGGCCUAUGGAUGAGCCAGUAGGCAUGCAGAAAUGGGGUAAGGGGCCCAAUGUGACUGUGACUGUCAUUUGGGUGGAUCCCAUCAACGUCAUCGCAGCCACCUACGACAUCCUGAUUGAGUCCACUGCUGAAUUCACCCACUACAAGCCCCCUUUGAACUUGCCCUUAAGGCCUGGAGUCUGGACAGUGAAAAUUCUUCAUCACUGGGUGCCAGUUGCAGAGACCAAAUUCCUUGUUGCACCUCUGACCUUCUCGAACAGACAGCCCAUCAAACCGGAGGAGGCAUCGAAGCUGCACAACGGGCCCCAUCGCAGCGCCUACAUGGAGCAGAGCUUCCAGAGCCUGAACCCUGUCUUAAGUCUGCCCAUCAGCCCCGCCCAGGUGGAGCAGGCUCGGAGGAACGCGGCCUCCACAGGCACAGCACUCGAGGGCUGGCUGGACUCACUGGUGGGCGGGAUGUGGACUGCCAUGGACAUCUGUACAACAGGCCCCACUGCCUGCCCGGUCAUGCAGACCUGCAGCCAGACGGCCUGGAGCUCCUUCAGCCCUGACCCCAAGUCAGAGCUGGGAGCAGUCAAACCCGAUGGCCGGCUCAGGUAGCACUGGGCACCUGCGGGCCACAGCAGGAUCUUCAUGGCAAAGCAGCCAGAGGGGCCAGUGGGACCUGAACCCUACCCUCCCACCCCAGGGGCCCAUUCUGUGCAGGGGGCUCUCCUGGCUGUAGAGUGGUGAGGGAAAGUUUGGAGAUCAAAGCAGGGUUGGCCAACGACCUGCAUAGGUCAGCCAACUUCCGGGGGCAGGAUAAGCUCAGACCCAGUGCCAUGGUGGUCUCACCUCCUCUGGUUGAGCCUCAAGUCCUACAGGUUCCUUGUCUUCCCCCUCCAAUAACCUGACCCUCCUCCCACACACAAGUGAUUUUCAAAUUCUUAUUUUGAGCAGCAGAACUUUGUUUACUGAGCGCAGGAUGGGUAGAAGUGUAAGGUGCAAAUGCAGUCCAGGCUGCUCCGGCCGAUGCUGAGGAGUGAGAUUCCCUCUGGAAGCUCAGCCCACUGGCGGUCCCUUUGCCCAGCAUCUCCUAAGGUACCUCUUCAGAACCCAAGGGCUCCGCAAAACCAGUUUGACAAGCACUGCCCAGACAGGGGGUUUGAACUCCAGCCCUGCCCUCUAGCCCAUCUUUCUGCUCCUCUUAGCUGGGAAACUCCGGGGCCUGCCCUGAAGUGGGGAGCCACUGAAAAUCCCAGUUGUGGACCUGGGCUACCAGGGAAGGCUCUGCACCCCCUGCCAGCCCUUCUCGGGUUGCAUGAUUCUCCAUAGUAACCAGAUGAGUGGGAAGGCUUUUUGGUGUGACAUGGCCAAGGUCCACCCUGAAAUGUGACUGCCACCUGCCCAGUGGUCCAGAUCGCUCUCCCUCAAGGCUGCUACACAAACUAGCAGAAAUGCGAUGAUGCUCAUGUGCAGAGCCUCGAGUGUCCUGGCCACGCAUAGGAGACCAAGACCAUGACCUGUUGGGUCCUUGGAAAUGGGAGCUUUGGGGACCAUGGCCAUGAAACUCACUCAAGAGUGCUUAGAGCUAAACUCCCAAGCUGGACAGCACAGCAAUACCCACAGCUGCCAGAGCUCUUCUGCUCUGAGGCCAGCCAUGCAGGGCCCAUGUGAACUGCACACUCUGUGCUGUUGGGAGUGACCAGACUACAUGGACGGACCUGUCACCUCUGAGAAUGAGCAUUUCAGAUUUGCUUUCUGAUGGCACACCUUUCCUUGUGUGAGGGGCCCGCAGGUCAGUUGGGGCAUGCCGCAUGGCGGUGGGAACGUUGACUUUAGAAAGUGGGAAAGUUGUGUUUUUUAAAAAACAUUUUUUAAAAAUAGUAUUAUAUAAAUUGCUGGAGUUACCAGAAACCUAGUGGGUUUCCUUGCCAUGUGUCCCCUGGAGGGUCACCCCUGCUGAUCCAGAGAGCCCCUUCCUGCAGGCGCCUCUUCCUUCUCUAAUCCCACCUCCCUACCCCUGAACAACAGGGUCCCCUUGGAAAAGUCACCUCCCUGGUGGCCAGCUGUCCUUCACCCAAACAGCCAGUCUUCGUGUUCCCCCAGUGUGGGUUGGAAGGGUCCGCAGUGGCUAUGGGUGCCCCGUCAGCUGUGCUGCCCCUCCCUCGCCCAGCAAGGCAGGAUGUCCUGUUGGCAACGGAGGACAUAGAGAAGGGACACUUUAGAUAUUUAUUAUUUAUAUGUUUUAGUCCAUGACUAAUUAGUAGGUGCUGUUUUUGCAGCUUGUCAAUUAUGUUAUCUUACUAACUGAAGCUGCCUUUAUUCACAAAAGGCCCCCCGCCCCUCCUUUCUCACCCCUACUGUCUCUGUCUCUCCCUUGGUUUCUGUCUCUGUGUCUGCCCUACAUUCUUCUUGUCCUCAGAGUAAAGCAGUGAUAUCGGGCACCUGGAGGAGGGUGUUGGCCAGCAUCAUCGCCCACAGACUGGGGGUGAGUGCCUGGGUGUGUGUCGCAGCCUCAGCUUGCCUUCUGCAGAGCGCCAGCCUCAUCGGUCCCUGCAGUUAUGGACCUUUCGGAAUUCCUGAGCCUCCUGCCCAGGCACAGGGAUGUGACAAGCUGAAGACUUAGGGGUGGGGGUGCUGACUGCAGAGAGCUGGGCCACGUGUGCUUUCUCCAUCAAUGACAUUCCAUAGCCGAUCUAACCAUGUGACCAUGACAGAGGGAAGCGGGCUCCUUCUGAGGGACAUCCAUCUUAGGAAAUGGGUGGUCAGACCCAGGCAGGAAACCCCAGGAGAGAGCUACUGUCAGAGUGGCUUUCUCAGAAAACCCAUCUGCUCUCUCAGCAGCUUUACAGGCUCUGGAGCCACAUCCUCGUCCUGCCCCAACCUCUGGUACCCCAGGGCUGUCGAGGCAGCCUGCAGAACCUUCCCACUUCCCCCCUUACCAGGCCACCAAGGUUCAUGGUCUCUGCAGUGUUACCAGCAGUGGCUUUGGGAGCUCAGCACUGGCGGGUCCCCAUGUACAUGGAGAGGUCUGCCAACUCCAAGACAGGGCCCUCCUGCACCUGCUGACAGGUCCGACUUUGUUCCAUCUGGGAACAGGUGAAGAAAGGGCAGAGCUGGCCCUCUCUGGGGACAACUCGCCUCCCCUCCAGGGCUUCACCCUGCCUAAUUCCGGGAGCUGAGAAAUCACAUGGUAUAUUCACCUGUCUCUUCUGGUUUGGGAUCAGAAUAGCUUUGCAGAUGUUACAGUCAGUAAAGGAGAAUUGUAAACAAAGCCCAGCAUGAUUUGAGAAAAGGUGAUGUUUUCCCAGGGAAAAUGGCAUGGCUUUUUUCUUUUUUAAUCUGAGAAUGAUUUAUUCUUUGGAGGUCAUUGGGCAGGCAGCCCUGAGCUGUGGCUGCCCGCAGAUUUCAAAAGCACGAGCCUUGCUCAGCAAACCCUGCUGCAGUCUGUAGAGGCACAACAGUGGGUCGAGCUCAGUCGGUCCCUGGAAACUCAGGAAGGCUUUACGGUGUGGCCAGGCUGUGGGUUGUGGGGAGAAAGAAGCCCUCGGUAGGCUGCAGCACUCAGGGUUUCUACCCACCCAUGACGUUCAGGCAGAAACUGUGCUCAGGGGGCAGCCCACCUUCCCAAGGCCACUUUCCAGGCCAUGCAGCAUGUCCCUAAGACGUACGUGCGCAAUUCCUGAAGUCCCCUUCUUCUAAGAAGUGCACUUGUUCCUCUUGUGGAAAAAGUCCUCUCUGGUGGGAUGAGGAGUCAUUCUGACUGUGUUUCUCACUGUUGGUUUCACUUUGAAAAUGGACAUAGAGUUUAGAGAGGAUGAGCCAGACCAAACUGCCCUCCCACCUCACAGGACCACGGGCUGCUACUCUGGGUGCAGGCCGGAUGUGCGAAGACCACGCCUCCUUCUGGUACUCUAGUUUGCAGAUGCAAGGAGGACACUGGCUGGAACCUGGGCCUCUCUGCCAAGGAGGUGCAGAGCGGGAGGGCAGGAGGGAGCACAAGCCGAGACCCUCUGCACAGCCGAACCCCCAGCAGCGUGCUGGAGUGGUCUGCUAGAAAUAGCUGUCAGCAUGCUCAGCGUUAGAGACAGCAGGAAGAUCGGCCAGAUCUAGGGAUCACAAGUCCUUGUGGGAUCCAGCACACUGACAUAGACUGAAUGAAGCAAUCGGUGUAAGACACACGGGAGCGGUAGAGACUGGUCUGACUGGCAUGCACGUGCUCCAUCCAGAAAGAGCGACCACCACGCAGCUCCAGCCUGUCAUUCCGUGUAGCCAGGCCACCACGGUAUAGUGGAAUCUUCCCAUGGGUAGGAAAAAACAGAAAUCGUGAAUUUUUAUAGAAAGAUUUGAUUUCUACAUUUAAAAAAAAAAAAAAGAAAAAUACAGUGUAGACAAGGAGAAAUUCCACAGUUCCAUGUGUGCAUGGCCAGCAGCUUGCGCUCUCUGGAGAGGCAGUUUAAAAUGAGGUUAGGCGUUGCCUGGUGAAGGAGGAAAAUACCAGAAUGGGAAAGGGCAGAGAUACGCUAGUAGCUCACACUGAACUCUCAACGGAAUGGGACCCCACGAGCCAUCCUCCCAGCAAGAGCAUCCCUCCAAGGAGGGCUGGCUUGUUCAGCUCUCCUGGUCCCAAGACGGUUGUGCUGAGGGAAAGGAACAGCAUUUGGAGGUGUGGACAUGGGGAGGUUCAGAUCUGCCAGGGUUCACUCCUGGGCUCCAUCUGGCCAGGCAGACCUGGCUAGGACAAGGGUCCAGGAUGAUGCGGGAGGUGUGUGGGACAGCGGGCUUCUCCAGAUCCCAGGACCAGGAAGUCCCCUGGCUUCAGCUCUGGAAGCCUCUUUGGAAACCACGCGCAGCUGUGCUUGCUCACGGGAUGCCCUCUGCUUCUGCCUCAGUUGUCUUACUUUGUCCAUGGGCCAACCUCAGGCGCUACCUCAUUGUGUCUGCUGAGAAGUUUACCUGGGGGGAAUAAAGGUGUCCACCUCUGCUCGAGCUGAAUGUACGAUCUAUGCAAAUUCUGUUUCUCUCCCCACUCUGUCUCCCCUCCCCUCUUUCUUCCCCCCCUGCCUAUCUCUCCUUGUCUCUCUGUGUCUCUCUCUAACUUAGAAGUAUUUUUUUUUUAACCUUGGAAACAAGAUACUGUAUAGGACCCUCUUAAGACUGAGGAGGGCUUUCGCACGCCACCUGUGUCUGCGCCUCCUGUUGUCUCUGGUUCUGUUCUUGCCAAGCCCUGUGCAGGGAGAAAGAGGCCUCUCUUCCCUCUCCACCUGGCUAGGAAGACUCCCCCCGUCUCUGCCUCCACACGCCACUGCCACCGCCACCGCCACCACAAAGCAGGUUCCACACCUUGCCACUCCACUCCUAACGCUGUCUCCCCUCUCUCCUCAUUUGCCUCUGAUGUGCUCCUCCAUCCCCCCUCCUUUACAAAGCCUUAGGUUUCUCCUUUUGGAAAUGUGGCCUUAUCGUUAUUUUGGGAAAGCUGACUGCCCGCUCCCUCGUGGUUUCACCAACAUCACGACCAAGCUGAAGCUUCUGCGGCGCCUUCCGGCCCAGCGCUGCCGCUCUGCGCGGGGCGGAUGGCUGGAAAUGGCUCACAAAUGUGGUCUUUAAGAAGAAUGGUCUUCUAUUUGUCCUGUGGGCAAAAUGAAGGCUUGGAUGCUCGCGUAAACCUCCCCUCGCUCCUGAAGCACUCUGUGAGCAUUUUGCUGCUCUGGCGGGCGGCCGGGCUUAAUUACCGAGUGCUCACAGCGACCCUUCCCCCAGGACUGGGUGACUAUGUACUUCCUUCAAGGGAGAGUCCGGAGAGUUUCUCAAUGUCUCUCUUCCUCCUUCCUGCCUGGAAAGCGAUAGCAUUAAAUACUCCCAGCGGAGGGGUAAUGUUCUCUUAGGGGUCUCCCUCUCCCUACCUUCAGACCCUACCCUUUACCCUUCCAUCGCCCCAGUGCUGAUGGAGGCCAAAGACAACCCCAGGGUUUUCAUAGGAAAUUCACUGGAAUUGAGCGCAAUUGUCUUUGUGGUCCUUUAUUCUUUUUUUUUUUUUUUUUUUUUAAAUAUUAUGUUGUCAGUAGCCUUUGGGUAUUUGUUUUAGAGGCCUCACAGUAAGUUAUUACGUCCCCUCAUUGUUUUCAAAGACGUGGUGAUAUAGUUUUUAAAAAUAACUAUUUUGUUAUAGAUCAUAAUAUGCAUAAAACUGUACAGAAAUAUUUUGUAAUGUAUUGAUUUUAAAAAAAGAAUCUGUAAAUAAAGUUUUAAAGAGAGAGAAUUCAAACGGCACACACUGAAAGAUGUAGAUAUUUUGCUAUUUAUUUAAAGGAGUAUUUUAAGAGAUAUUGAACUAUCUGAAAUUGACCAAUAAUCAAAAUUUCGAUCAUCCGAAUGCUUUUUUCUCAAGGUAGAAUGUGACUCAGAUAUGAUUGCAUUACCUACCCCCCCCCUUUUUUGCACCUUUUCUGUCUUUUCUUUUAGCAGAAAAACAACAACGACAACAAAAUUGUGCCUUAGCUGUAUUCCUUUGUCUAGGGGAGUUUGUUUCUGUCUGACAAAGCAAAAUUUUUUGCAGAAAACAGUGGAUGUAUUAAAUACUGUAUCAUACCAAAAACACUGCAGGUGUAUAUAGAUGCUUUCUGUCAUACUGUGUUUUCAGAUGCAGAAUUUUAAAAUUAAAAAAAAAAAUACUGUCUUUAUGGAA
Messenger RNA from Tupaia belangeri chinensis (Chinese tree shrew), 8641 nucleotides. It is a transcript of the gene XYLT1, whose product is annotated as xylosyltransferase 1. Gene Ontology annotation, molecular function: protein xylosyltransferase activity. Gene Ontology annotation, cellular component: membrane. NCBI's taxonomy places the organism in Eukaryota, Metazoa, Chordata, Mammalia, Scandentia, Tupaiidae. The annotation marks the transcript as partial. The transcript is spliced from 13 exons. The record is from RefSeq and is a predicted model, not a curated record. Gene Ontology annotation, biological process: chondroitin sulfate proteoglycan biosynthetic process; heparan sulfate proteoglycan biosynthetic process.